Molecule: messenger RNA, 3307 nt
Organism: Solea senegalensis (Senegalese sole)
Lineage: Eukaryota; Metazoa; Chordata; Actinopteri; Pleuronectiformes; Soleidae
Gene: crls1
Product: cardiolipin synthase 1
Exons: 7
Coding region: 135-1181 (348 amino acids)
Biological process (GO): cardiolipin biosynthetic process
Cellular component (GO): mitochondrion; membrane
Molecular function (GO): cardiolipin synthase activity
Source: RefSeq, a predicted model, not a curated record
GUGCACCGUUCCUCUUUACGACAACAUGGAAGCCUUCUGAGUUGAGAGCAGAGUUCAGCCGGGAACCUCUCCGCUCGGACAGUCACGCGGCUUCACUUAAUCAUGAAGUCGGCGACUCGGUAACGGAGGUGUCGAUGAUGAUGAUGACGACGAUGUGUCUUCAGAGGUUUGUUAGUGUUCGCUGUGUGGUGUCCGCGCGCUGUGCGCGUGUGUGGCGGCUCGAGUCAGCGUCAUGGCGGCACAGACACACACCUGUCACCGAGUGUCUGAGGUUCAAACGGUCACAGGUAAACGGCUCGUGGCUCUUGAAACUCAAAGGGACGAACAGUCGUGUCGCGUGCUGGAGUGGGGUCCUCCAGCGAGGGAAUCCGACUGUGUGGCAUGAGCCAGGAACUGCGGCUUUGUACCGGGGAAGUCACGAGAGGUCGGCGGUCAGUCUGCGGUCUAUACUGUCCACCAAUGCUCGUGGUCUUUGCAGCGGAAAGAAGGAGACACCGGACAGCUCUCCGGAAGCAGACCGGCCUGCAGCCGGUGCAGUACGAGGACACGGACUGUUCAAAUUUAAAGAGCUGUAUGAGAACCCCUGGACCAUCCCCAACCUGCUGUGUGUGUGUCGUAUUAUGCUCGCUCCACUGCUGGGUCACCUGAUCAUCCAGCAGCACUUUCACCUCAGCCUGGCUCUGUUCACACUCGCUGGAGCCACUGACCUGUUGGACGGUUACAUUGCCAGAACGUGGCCAACUCAGAAGUCAGCACUGGGCAGCGCUCUUGACCCACUGGCUGACAAAAUCCUCGUCAGUAUUUUAUACAUCAGUCUCACCUACGCUGGACUUAUACCAGCUCCACUGACAGCUCUAGUGAUUUUCAGGGACAUUGGUUUGAUAGCUGCUGUCUUCUGGAUACGAUACAAGACCGUCCCUCCUCCGGUGACACUUGGUAAAUUUUUUAACCCCUGCUACACCACAGCACAGCUCAAGCCCACGCUUUUCAGCAAGAUGAACACAGCCAUCCAGCUUUUAUUAGUCGCAGCCUCUCUCGCUGCUCCAGUCUUCCAGUAUACCGACAGUGUAGCGCUGCAGUGCCUAUGGUAUGUGACGGCGGUGACGACAACAGCAUCAGGCUACAGUUACUGGCACUACGGCCGCAAGACUGUGCGGGAGCUGAACACCAGGUCACGGUGACAACCACACACACACUCGCAGGACACGCACACACACAGGAGAAACAGCGAAAAGACGUCGCACAGACACUGAGCAACGGUGGUAAAAGUCUUACAGACAGUUGGGAAGUUUUUCUGGAGCGUUGAUGGCAUAUGUCACCGUGGCAAUGACGCACGUGGGCCAACCAAGGUCGUGCAGAUGUUUUACCUCAACACACAACCGCAGCUCUGCCACCGAGCAGCUGUGGUCAAGAGAUGCACGCAUAGAUAAACAUACACACACGUAUCAAAAUAUGUGUCUAGUCAUUUCGCAACACCUUCUAUUUUUCUUAGUUUUUUUAACCAUGAGGUUAUGAUGUCAUCCUUAUCCAUGUCACAUGAUUGCCGGUUUUGUAAAGCAAUGAUUUAUGAUUAAAAAAAAAAAGAAGAAAGAAAAUCUCCUCCUGGGUUUUUUUAAUGCGUGAGACCAUUUUAGCUGCUGUUUUUUCUGUUAUGUUAUAGAUAUUUAGGUAAAUGUCUCCUGCAGCCGAUGAGCCCCUGUUUGUUACGACAACGAUGUCAAGUCGUAAUUACUAGCACUGUUGUGGGCACUGUACGCCGUCUCCCUCCACGGUUGACGAGUAAUGUAAGCUGGAGAGAGAGAGCAAAUUACGUGAUGCCUGGGAAAUGCAAAUUCCAAGAUCUCUGGCUCACCAAAGAAAAUUACAAGGACUGACUUGCCCAACAUCCCAAGGACAAGCACUUGGCCAGAUGCAGAGCGUGCUGCAAAUCAACAAAAGUGGACGCCAUAGGCAAAGCGGCUCUUACCAGUUGCCCUCCCAUCUUAAGCUGUGUCGGCACAUUUAGUCCUUGAAUUUGAGGCAAUUGGUCCUAGAAAGUCCUUGAAAGGUCCUUGAAUUUGAUGUCAACCAUGAUGUGUGACCCUGUACAGAUGAUGAUGUGUUUGUCAUCAGCAUGAACGUGUGUUCGAUCAAAAGUGGAACUAGUCGUUAGCUCAUGCCUCGUUAUUGAUUAAACUGUUACUGCUAAAUGUUUUGUAUAAUUGUCAGGAAAUGAAGUGGUCAGAAAUGUCAACCUCAGGUCUCCACCGCGAUGUGACACUACUUCACUCAAACUCAAGACACUCAGGAUAAUGUAAGGAUGCUACUUCUUGACAAAUGUGCACAGUCACUGUUUAUUUGCACAACACUUUACGCACAACUUUAACACAAACACCCUUACACUCACACAUCAUAGAUAUGACAAACACAUUUGUCCACACACCAGUUUGCAAAUGAGGAAACACUUUAAUUGACCUUACUCUGAAUAAGAACUUUUAAUUAUCUCCUUUGCUAACAAAUUCACUAAUUGAUUGUCUUUUAUAUUCCUGUUCAUGUCCCACAUCUGCAUUUUGUCCAGUGCUGUAAAAACUCCUGCUGCACUUUACAGUCUGAAUAAGUUGUAUGUAUACAUGUGUAUAUGAUGCAACUAAAACUGAAAUGAGCUAACACAGGUUUAAGGUCAGAGUCUUAUUCACAUCACUGUCAGUAUUGGAUUAUUGCUGUCUUUGUAAAGAGUGUAAGCCUUAAUGCGGGGGCCUCAAACUCAAAAUGACCUGGGGGCCAGUGAACUUCUAGUCUCGUCAGUAAGGAAAAAAUGGUUUAGUGAUUAGAAAUGAAAAUGAUAUCUCGAUAAUCCAUCAUGAUGUUGCAAUUACAAAUACUUUUUGUAUAAAAAAAUACCAUUAAAAUACCAUUUCAAAGUAAAAGUGUUUGUUUUGAUAUAAAGUUCACGACAUAUUUAUGAUGCAAAAUAAAUCUGUAAAUAACAAAAAUAAAACGGAAUUAAAACAUUAAAUCAAAAUAUACAUCGAGACAAUUGUAUUUUAAACUCUAGACAGGCUUAUAUAUAAUUAAAAGUUGAGUGUAAUCAUUCUAUCAUUCUCAUCAUGUCUAUAAAAGGUCGCAGGACAUUGACUGGUGGGCCGUAUGUGACCCCCAGGCCGCGAGUUUGAGACCCCUGCCUUAAUGUAAUACCUACAGUAUUAUAUAUAUAUAUAUAUAUAUAUAUAUAUAAUAUGUUGUAUAAGUGAACAACAUAUUCAGGUUAAAAUGCAAUAGCUAAUGUUCAAUGUUGAUAGAAAAGAUUCAUUAAAAAAAUUGCAAUGAA